Messenger RNA from Microtus oregoni (creeping vole), 1017 nucleotides. RefSeq names its product chromosome unknown C6orf15 homolog (gene CUNH6orf15). Gene Ontology annotation, cellular component: extracellular matrix. The record is from RefSeq and is a predicted model, not a curated record. NCBI's taxonomy places the organism in Eukaryota, Metazoa, Chordata, Mammalia, Rodentia, Cricetidae. The transcript has 2 exons. Bases 1 to 1017 code for a protein of 338 amino acids. Gene Ontology annotation, biological process: extracellular matrix organization.
AUGCAGGGCCUUGCAGGUGGGAGCCAGGCUCCCCUGGGCCUGCUCCUGAUCUGUCUGUAUCUGCCAGGCCUCUUUGCACGGAGCAUUGGGGCACCAGAGGAGAAAAUCUCCCCACAUUCUGGAAAACCUUCCUUCGCCAGCCUCUUCAAGCUUGAGACAGCGGGCUUGGGACAGCCUCAGCCAAAGCCUGACCUUGUGAAUCACGAACCACCGCGGGUUCUUCCAAGGUUCCCUGGAUUCUCACAAGAUGGCGCUCUACCUGAGGUGCCCAGCCAGCCUCCCUUCUGGGGGGAGUACCCCAUGGAGUUCUGGCUCUCCGAGGAGGACCCUCGGCAAGGGAUGGGGGCUGCUGCCGAGGACCGCUUGGAGCGAGCGCUGCCAUACCUUUCCAGAGGCAGACCUCUUCCUAUGGCUUCCUCCGCAUACGAAGCUUAUGGACCCGAGGACUCAGAGUCUGUACAGCCUGGUUCCAGUCCGCUGAGAACCGAGGCAGAAGCCUUCGCCCAGCAUCCGUUCUUGUACUUCAUCCACAGAUUACUGCCUGGUUUUCCUUGGGGGAUUCUAAGUCCCAGUGCAUCUUGGGGAGCUGGAGGGGCAGGAACUGGGUGGGGAAGAAGGCCCAUGCCAUUCCCUUCUGGAAUAUGGGGUAGCAAUAGUCAAUUAGCAGGUCGGCACCCAGUAGUCAGUUGGGGGCCCAACGGUCCGUAUCCUGCAGGCAACUGGGGGGGUAAUGGUCGGUAUCCUGCAGGAAGUUGGGGAAGUAAUGGCCGGUAUCCUGCAGGAAUUUGGGGAAGUAAUGGCCGGUAUCCUGCAGGUAGCUGGGGGAGUAAUGGCCGGUAUCCUGCAGGAAGUUGGGGGGGCAAUGGUUGGAAUCAGCUUCCUCCUGGAGUCCGUCCUCCUGGUAGAAAUCAGCUUUCUCCUGGAGUCCGACCUUCCGGUCCCAAUCAGCUUCCUCCCGGAGUCCGACCCCCUGGCUCUUCGGGGAGCCUCCCAAACCCCAGUUUGCAGUGGGAAUAG